AUGGGCUCUUCUUCUAACGUCGUUGUAGCAUCAUCUAAUUCUCGUUUCAUGAUCAUUAGUACUCAAAAUACAUUUCAUAGAGUUUCUCCUUUCCUUGUAAACAAAUUAAUACAAUCAACAAUUGGUGAAGUACAAAACAUUAAAAAACUACGUUCUGGUGACCUUUUGUUGCAGACUUCCGAGAAACAAGCUCUUCUUAUUAGUAAACUCACCAAAUUAGGAGAUUUUCCUGUCCAAACAGCCUUACAUAAAACUUUAAACUUUUCACGUGGUGUCAUUUCCGAGCCGGAUCUCAUUGACUUAUCUGAUGGAGAUCUUGUAACAGAAUUUUCAGACCAGCAAGUAUGCUCCGCGCGUCAUAUUAACAUUCGGCGUGACGGUCAACUUAUACCAACAAAACACAUUGUAUUAACUUUUCAAACUCCAGUUCUUCCUAAGUCAAUAAAAGCAGGAUACCAAAUUUGUAGAGUUCGACCAUAUAUACCUAACCCUCUUAGGUGUUUUAAAUGCCAAAGGUACGGCCAUUCCCAGCAAGCAUGUCGUAGCAAAAUGAUCAUGUGUGCAAAAUGUGCUGAACCUGGACAUGAGAUAAAUAAUUGCCAUUCAGACACCAUGAAUAAUAAAACAAAAAUCUCCACGACAUCAUCUCUUAAAGCGUUUAAAGUAAAUGCAAAACAAAGAACAAAAAAGAAAGCAUUAUUGAAUCGACCCCUUGUGGCAGAAGAUUUCUUAAAAACUUACACGUCGUCUUCUGAGUUCUCCGAUAUGGAGUUAGACCCAUCUACUAUCUCUAAAAAUCAAUCAGGUGGGGAAAAAAAGAAAAAACCUCCAGAUAAAUCCUAA
Messenger RNA from Argiope bruennichi, 843 nucleotides. RefSeq lists its product as uncharacterized. The record is from RefSeq and is a predicted model, not a curated record. The transcript has 2 exons. NCBI's taxonomy places the organism in Eukaryota, Metazoa, Arthropoda, Arachnida, Araneae, Araneidae. Bases 1 to 843 code for a protein of 280 amino acids. Gene Ontology annotation, molecular function: zinc ion binding; nucleic acid binding.